AUCCUUCCACCGCAAGAUCCACAGGUUCAUUUUUUUUUGGGUCAAAAGAUCCACAGGUUCAUCAUUGCUCUAUCAUGUAACAUACCCUAGACCUCAAUCCAACGGUCAGAACAUAUGGCCUUCCAAAGCUCAGCCCCCGCUGCUCACGAAAGACACAUGUUCUUAUGCUACUCCGCCGUGACAGCCUCCGUACUCUGGUAGAACGGCACCGUUCCUCCGAACCCGUGCUCAGAGAGAGCGAGGGAGCGAUGGCGGAGGAGAGCUCGCAUUCGGCGUCAUGGGGAUUGCUGGGGAAGCACUACGAGGAAGUGAAGGAGCACUGGAGGAGGAACCUCGCCUUCUUGGACUACUACAAGAAAACGCUGGGCCGCGCGGAGCCGCUCCCCAGAUGGACCGACGCCGACGUCGAGAAGUUCAUCGCCUCCGAUCCCGUCUACGGCCCUCAGUUGGAGGCUUUAAGGGAAUCAAGAAAGUAUGCCAUGGUCGGGGCGCUCCUUGGUGCAGCACAUUUAGGAGGAGUUUCGUGGAAAUAUUCAAAGAGCCUACAUGGUUUUGUUCUGGCUAUGGGUUUUGGAGCCCUCUGUGGUGGUAUCUUUGGUUCUGAAGUUGCAGAACACUGGAAGCAGCUCUACAAGAUCGAUAAGGAGGGUGCCAAUCUCAAGUUUCUGUACUGGUGGGAGGACAAAACACUAGAGAAGAAAAGCAAUUGAAACUUGCUCAGGGCGCUUGAUUCGUGCUCUCAGAUCGGCAGGUCAACAAAAGCGAAGCCCUGAUUGUGCGACUUGGGAUGAAAGAAAAAGAAAACCGUGCUUUUUUCUUUAGUCUCCCAAAUCAAAUAACAUGCUGUGGUGUCAAGGUCCUAACAAACCAUAUGUUUUCAUUUGUAAGUGUUUUACUUCAUUAUGUUGGAGGUGUGAUGGUUGAUCCGUUUUCUGGAUUCUUUUUGAUUUGCUGGGCUAUGUCAAUUUAUUGAUGGUAAAACUCGGCUUGUGCCCAAAAUCUGGCAUUAAUUUUCACCAGUUGGAUAAGGAUUUGUGCUGCCAA
Molecule: messenger RNA, 1044 nt
Organism: Phoenix dactylifera (date palm)
Lineage: Eukaryota; Viridiplantae; Streptophyta; Magnoliopsida; Arecales; Arecaceae
Product: succinate dehydrogenase subunit 6, mitochondrial-like
Cellular component (GO): respiratory chain complex II (succinate dehydrogenase)
Source: RefSeq, a predicted model, not a curated record